AUGGCCUCCUCCUCGGACCAGGACUACAUGGCCUUCCUCAACAAGGCGAACGAGGACCCCUCGGCGGGCGUCGCGACCGCCGCGGCGGGGGCGCCGCAGAAGCGCCAGUUCCGCGCGACCGUGGCCGGCGCUAGGGUGCCCGAGCCCAUCGCUAGGUUGUGUGGGGGGCAAGGCGGCGGCGGCGGCGGUGGCGAAGUGUUCUAUACCUCGGACGCGGACGAGCCGUUUGAGGCUGUGGCGCUGAAGUGGGAUGGGAGUGGGAAGGGGUUGCCUGAUGAGGAGGCGUUUGCGGAGCUGAUCCAGCAUUGGGAUCCGAAGAAUGCGGAGGUGCAAAUCAUGGACCCGGUGGACUGGGAUCCGAAUGGGAAGUAUGGGGAGGUUGUGGACGCUUUGAAGGAGGCGGGAGAGGGGAAUGAUAUACGGGUGUAUCGGGUCGUGAGGGAGGGGGUGAAGGCGGAGUAUUGGGUGGUUACGGUCGAGGGGAAGGAGGGGGCUGAGUUGGUCGGGUUGAAGGCCCUGGCCGUGGAGAGUUGA
This is a messenger RNA of Chaetomium fimeti, 534 nucleotides long. RefSeq lists its product as uncharacterized. The record is from RefSeq and is a predicted model, not a curated record. Lineage: Eukaryota; Fungi; Ascomycota; Sordariomycetes; Sordariales; Chaetomiaceae. Bases 1 to 534 code for a protein of 177 amino acids. The transcript has 2 exons.